UUCUGUUGUCUUUUAGGUAACUUUGAACGGAUAAAAUUUGAGCGAAAUUGUUUUCAGCAAACUCUGUUUAUUUCGAGAUGUAAAAACCGUCGGCGCAGACGCAGUAUACUUACGUUUUCGGAAAGUCCGGAUAGCCCAGUGGCUUCGCAGCCACCCGAGUAGUCGGGUGAUCUUUGUCUCACAGAAUGUCACGGAUUAACUUAAAUAACCCAAAUUAUAACGAUCCUCCACCCAGUUACGAGAAUAUUUGUGGACGUAGUGCAGCACCCAAAAACAAUCGGAUUGGAGAACACGAAAAAAUUACACGAUCACGUGGAGACACCGCAACACCCAUAUAUGGAGUUACGGAGUGUAGUGUAAGACCUACCGGUGAUGGAACGGACGAGUUUUCUGGGACAGUAUCGUUACCUGAAAUAGAACAACAUCAUAAUCAGCAAACAGCGUAUAAAAAAUCAAAUAAAGCAUUCAUUUUGUAGUUAUACUGACUCAUGGCUUGAUUAUAAAUUUCAUAAUUCACGUACUUACUAUUGCAAAUACUUUUUAUAACUGAGGUGUGGUGUAUAAGUAAUGAUUUUUACAUUUUCUUAAUGAAAUUAUGUAUUUUCUCAUAGAAAAGCACGAAACAAUACUGUUUAUUUUGGGAUAUUUGAUUUUUUUUAAUUCAGAGAAUAGAUAGGUUCACUGAAUAUUCAAAUGACAAGAGAAAAUGGAGCAAGAUAAAUAUACAUAAGUAAUAAUUAUAAUAAUUCAUAGAAUAAAAAAAUAACUGCCAGAACAGCUGAUGAUAGCGAUUUGUCUCGGCUUUAAUGUAUACAUUGUACAUACUAUAUACUGUUUUAUUUUGAAACUUAUAUCGAGAUAUAAACACUUGCUACCAUAAAUGUCUGAAAUUUUUAAUCUCACAGCAUAGUGAUAUAUAUUAGUAGUAGGUUAUUCUUAAUAUGCAAGCAAUAAACUAUUUUUUUUAUACGAAUAGACAGAAAAAAUCUCACAAAAAUUUUGAUGAGCAUUUGUAUUAUUAAUGUCUAGUCUUUGAUUUAGGACGUUGUUCAUACUGUAUAAAGAGCAAAAUAUCAACCCAUUAUAUUUAAGACGAUAAGUAUAAUAGAUUUGGCCACUAACUUGUUCAAAAUUAGAGCAAAAUCUUUGCAGAUAUAUCUUAGCUUUGUAUUUAAAAAAUAACAACCCAAGGCAACUUCUGUAACAUUUCGUUCAUUAGAUAAGAGAUCGCCUAAUGUGUUAGUAUUCGUCACGAGAAAUGAAAUGCUCUAGUCUCUGUUAGGAGUGACAAUAUUUUUAUGACAAUUGUACAAACAUUGUUGUAUAAUCUUGACAGUAAUCCUAAAAAAUUAACAACAUUGCAUUAUUCAUUUUUUUUAAUUAUUUAAAGAAUAAACUAGGUAUAUCUGGCGCGAGCAAGCCUCCAUUGUGCUCGCCUAUGGGUAAACUUUUGUUGACUAUUUUAUCUAUUUAAGAAAUAUAUCAGCGUAACAUCAGAUAAUUGUUUAAGUAAUUAUAAUUUCUAUAGCAUAUUUUAUAAAAAGUAUUUAUGUUAGCGUAAACGUAAGUAAUAAAUAAAACAGUCAUGAUCAACUUUCGCGGUCAUCUCCGAGAUUUUCGAUGGAUCCCCCAACUCGCCAAGUUAGCCGAUGAAUUUAUUAGUUUGAUAUAAGACGAUAGAGUUACGAGAUGAGAUUUCGAUACAAAUUUGAGAUGGAUUGUUUCCUCGAUUUAUAUUAUGGAUGGAAUGGAUAUAAAACUAAAACUCGACAUUUCAUUUUUCUACAAAAUAAGAUAUAUUUGCUUAUGUCUCCUUGAUGUGCGUAUUUUAUACUUAAUUAAUUAUCAUCACGUAUCUCUUCGAUACGCUACGUAAAUUAUAUAUACAUAUAUAUUUUUUUUCUCUCUCCCUCUCGCUCUGUUCUCCCCACCUUUUCCUCCUAGCCUUUCUCCUUAUCUCUAUCUUUCUUUAAUUUUGUCAGCCUCUUUGGAAAAACCCAACAUUUAAAGUACUUACAAGGACGUUUGUAUAAGGUAUUUCUGUUGGAACAUUUUACGCAUCCUACAUAGAACCUUUUGUAUUCCAUCUCAAUGUAUUCUAAAUGAAUCAAUAUAAGUUUGGUUAUUUAAGCUAUUAAUUUCGCAAAAUAGUAAAAAGACAAUUUAUUCCUCCUCUGUUAUUUGUCUUUCGCAUAUAAUAAAACUUAUAUAACAGUGAAUUUAUCAUAAAAAAUUUGUGUUUACCAAUAUUAUAUUUUUAUUCUGCUUAUCGAGUUUUGUCAAAUCAUGAUUCUCGUAUUGAUCACUAGCAUCUUUAAUGACGAUUAGAUUAUUAAACGAACUUCAAUUAAUCUCAUACAAGUCUUUUGUACAUCUUCUUAUCUGAGUGGGUUUAAGUACGCACGAUAUAAUCAGAGAGCAUUGCGGUUUAUAUAGCUUCAUCAACGAAUGAUGUUUUUAUCUUGUGUUGUGAUAAAAUCCAUCAACGCAGACGCAGUCCCCAAUUCAAAAAGUCCGAUCAGCCGAACGCGUUUGCUAUGUACCUCAGUUGUUUCGCGACCGCCGAAUCAGUAAGUCGUCACCGGUCGUCACGCGCUAUACGUCAUUGAAUGUGUAAUUAGUCUCAAAACAUGUCGAAGACCGAUUCCAGUGCCGAUAAUAAUUGUUCCCGCGAUCCUCUGACUAGCUAUGGCUGGCGGGUACCGAAAGACAACACAUUAUGUGGAUACAGUGCAGAGUCUAUCAAAGAUUCAACAAGAGUAUACGAAUCAGCUACGCAGUCAUUUGGCGAUAACAAUGAGUUGGCAGAAGGAGACAAAAAAACAACACACACUUACAAUUUUAUAAGUAGUGAUCAAAUAGCCAGGGACAAAACGACACAAGACUAUACACCAACGGCUCCGGUGUACGACAUUACAAAUUCAAGAGCAAAAUUUAAUUAUACAAAAGACGAUGUAGCGGUACCGAUUUUGGAAUGUCCAAUAGAUAAAGAAAAUGCGAAGAUAAGAGAAUACGAUACGCAGGCGGCGCCACCCAGGAUUCACCGAUAUAAACAAAUAACGCCUCACGUAAAUAAUAAUUUGCAGAUGAGGCGAAUUGAGCAACAAACUAGCGACCGUGAUUGCCUACCAGUUUAUUUAAUAUUAGCAGUUAGCAUAUUUUGUGUCACCAUAUUCGGCGGUAUCAUAUUAAUCGGACGCUAUAAUGCACGUCAUUAUCAUGAGAAUUCUACUUCAUAGAGAAAUUGUAGUAAGCAAUAAGCACAAACCUUUCGAAAUUAUGACGUUUAUGCAAUAGAAAUAUGAAAGAACAAUACAGUAGAUAUCGAGGUACAUAUGGAAUCGAGAUGACAUAAAGUAACACAUGGAAAAUUAUGGUGUAAAAAUACUAGAAUAAUAGAUCAAAAAUGUAGCUGAGUUUCAUCAGUCUGCACAAAAUGUGAAAGGUCAAUCAAUUGUGACAAAUACAUGAAUUCCGACAUCCACAUAAGUAUUGUUGCUUCCUGCCAAAUAAUAAAGCUUUAUAAUCAGAAGACAAAUAUAA
Messenger RNA from Nasonia vitripennis (jewel wasp), 3543 nucleotides. RefSeq lists its product as uncharacterized. The transcript is spliced from 2 exons. Bases 2631 to 3239 code for a protein of 202 amino acids. NCBI's taxonomy places the organism in Eukaryota, Metazoa, Arthropoda, Insecta, Hymenoptera, Pteromalidae. The record is from RefSeq and is a predicted model, not a curated record.